AUGUCCCACCUCACCCGCCGAAUCCUCCCGAACUCCCUCUCCUCCCUCCGCAAACCAUGCAUCGCCAGAUCACCAACAACACGCCUCUUAACCACCACUACCUCGGUCCAGAAAUGGAAGGGCAGCACUGGAAAAGACCAUAUCACCAACGGGGCUGAUAGCCACAAUGUACAGCAAGACGCGGUAAUGGCGGGGAAGAAGGAACGUGGGGAGGUAGAUAGGUCGAGGGGAAUAAGUGAGCAGAGUGGAGGCUCGAAUCAGAAAGCGAGGCAGGAGUUUCCUGAGGCGCCAGAUACAGUUGGAAUGCAGGAUGAGAGGGGGCAGAAGAAAGGAGAUGCGUGA
Venustampulla echinocandica is the source of this 342-nucleotide messenger RNA. RefSeq lists its product as uncharacterized. The record is from RefSeq and is a predicted model, not a curated record. The coding region runs from base 1 to 342 and encodes 113 amino acids. NCBI's taxonomy places the organism in Eukaryota, Fungi, Ascomycota, Leotiomycetes, Helotiales, Pleuroascaceae. The transcript has 2 exons.